CUAGUAGUCUGUACAGUACAAAUCAGGCCACCACUGGGAGGCUCAUCAUAGCGGUUUAGUGCUGCAAAGUGACGGUGUGCUGGUGUGUUUCGCCUCAUCAAUCCUCACACAUAUUUCGGAACGAAGGAGUCCAUUUGUAGCGAUAGCAGUACGACCGCCGACAUUUGAAUGGAUUUUACUCGCUGAUUUGGAGUUUGCUGGCACCCGCUGCAAUAUUGGCAUUUUGGUAGGCCGACCUGUCCUACGCCAAUGUGUUUCAUUUUUCAAGUGACGCACUCUCGGCGAUUUUGCCUGACUUGCCCAGUGCGGCAGUUGUCAUAGCUAGCCAGCCUGCCCGAGUUCCCUAUCCCGCUCAGUCAGCAAGGUCUGUGCAGCCAGUAGGCAGUAGCAGCAUCGGUGUGUCGAUAUUCGCACACAGGCUUCAGCCGUAGACGUAGGGUUGCAGCAUCAUCACUCAUUUUGGCAGUCCUACAUAUGACUGGGAGUAGGAAUAGACGGUGAAUCUACACUACAAUCUACAGUGUGGAUUUAUAUACGGAUUCAGACUCACACGUCUGACUGUUUGGUGUAGUGAGGGUGCAUGGAACAACUGCACCUGGACUGCUGUCGUCCCAUGUAGUACAUAUGUACCGUGAUCUAGCCGGCCACUUUCAUUCUAUCAGUAAGAAAUUUUCUAGUCGGUGGUGAUCCUGAAGGUGAAGGCGGAAAGAAGGAGAAGGAGGGGGAGAAGGAGGAUUGGUGGAGUUCCUCGCUAUCACUAUGGACAUCAUCGUACUGUUUGUUCAGGCGCUGCUCGUCUGCGUUGCGGUUGAAGCAUGCUCCUUUCCGCGCAUUGUGGACUUCGAGGACUGUCUAUACUCCCACGAGUAUGCAGCCAGCUCCGGUUACGACUGGAAGGCGUCGGAUCCCAGCUUGGCGAACACUUGGCAGCGCCGGCAGGGAGCAAACCUGCAGGCCAGAGAGAUUAUGCGCGACCACACCCUGAAUGAAACAUCAGGUAAUUACAUGGCGGUGUAUCGGUCGGUGGCCAAUGCGUCGGUCACCGCAGCCGUGCGCAGAGAGUUUGUAUCGCCGGUGUACCAGGCGCCGGACAACUUGGUGGGGUGCAGCCUGUCCUACUGGGUCAAGGCCAAUGGAUCGCGACCCACAGACCACCUGGAGGUUUCCAUCGUACCCUUCCCUCGCAGUGCUGGAGAUGCAUCCGUUGUCACAAGCUUCAAUCCUUCAUCAGCGACCAAUUGGAUAAAUCUGCACAGAAGCUUCAGCGUGAACGGUCCCUUCCAGGUCAUAUUCCGCGCCGAGAUGCAACCCAGCACCGCGCGUUCAAAUGACUACUUUGCUAUCGAUGACAUCAGCUUCUCAACUGAAUGCUGUAAAGAAUGUCAAUACACUCCGCGCGUGGACAUGGAGUGUGGUCUGCAGGGCUACAACCUCGCACCGGACGGUGCUGUGCCCUGGCUGCUGCGCAACCGCGGCUCUGGCAGUCUGUUCACAGGACCAGUGAGUGAUACCACAUUUGGCAGUGCUCGAGGCCAUUUCCUGCGUGUUGACUCGCUGAGGCACAAGAACUCGCGGUCUGUGUUCCAGUCGCCCGAGUACAGGCCGACCAGUCAGACAGGCCUGUGCAACGUCAGCUUUGCUUAUCACAUGAAGGGAGCUGGCAUCGGCUCGCUGUCGCUGCUCGUCCGCAACGGCCCGGCCGGUGGCAAACAGAUGGUGACGGCAUGGUCACGGAGUGGACCGCAGGGGGAUGACUGGCUGACUGCCACGGUGCCCGUGAGCUCCUCAACAGCAUAUCAGCUCCAGUUUGUGGCACAGACAACCUCCGAUCCGCGUGGUGACAUCGCUCUGGACGACAUUGUGAUGUCUGAGGGUUGCUGCACAGGAUCAGCUAAGCCCAUACCUGCACUGCAUACUUGCCGAACGGUGGGAUAUGACACGCGCGUGGAUCGUCGUAACCGGGCCAAUGGUCUCUUCCAGUACCUGGAUACGACGCUGCAAUUUGCCUGCAAUGGUACCAUCCAGGCAUGGAGCAUGCACACCACUGGUGCCAGCAACCACUCGCUGAAGAUAUGGCGUGUUGCCGACCCCUCGCUGAACACAUACUAUCUUGUCAACCAGGAGGUGAUAUCUGUGCCUGGACCAGGUUCACACACUGUGCCGUCGGUCAAGAAGAUGCAGUUUGAACGAGGCGACUUCAUCGGCUGGGAGCAUCGGUCUGGCAAUGGCCGAAUUCUGGGCAGUGACACUUUGAACGAUGAUGGUGGAGUUCGCUUUGAUGACAAACAACUGCAGCAGAUACUUAUCGAUGGAAGACUAGCUUACCAGUUUAGUAAGCACAACCGUCAUCGCUACUACAGUUUGGCUGCAAUUGUUCUUCCUGAUGGAGUGAUUGACUUUCCCACAUUCCCGGUGAUCCGUAGCACAACACCACUAUUCGUCGGGGGUGGCGGUGACACUAGCAGCAGUGCAGACGUGGACAGUCCCAUGUCAUCCGGACGAAGUAACACCGCUGCUUCGACCUACAUGUCGCGCAUUCCAACGUCCACCACCGGCAUGCCGCUCUCGCGCAUCGACCCGUCCGAGCCGGUCUACCCCUGGGUGAUCAUGGGCCUGGUGCUCUUGGGAAUCGUCGUGGUCAUGAUUAUUGUACUGGUGUGCUACCUGCGAUCACACCCAAAUGCACUGCGCGCAGGCAAGCAGAGUCCGUCUCAUCACCGCCAGCACCGUGCAAGUGUGUCCCAGUCCAAUGGAAGGCUCGCCAAUACCCCUUCUAACCAUGCUUUGAAAUUGCCAAUGAUCAACGGCAGUCCAGUGCACCAGGGUGGCCUCAAGGGUCUGAACAAACAGUUUCCACCAACACCCGCCAUGCUUGAGCUAUGUCCUCCUCUGGCUUGUGAACAAAGGCUUCCAUCGCCUGGUUUCAUGAACGUACCGACGCCCAGUGUGAUGAAGGCCUUUCCCGGCAUGAAGAUCACACAGUCGGCGGCCAGCUUCUCAAUAGUUCCCGAGUAUACGGACCCGUCGCCAGAGCUGACUGACUCUUCUUUGGUAAACACCACGCAGGAUAACUCUCUGGAGGAUUCACAAGGCAGGGAUCUACUUGCAAGUGCUGAGCACAGUCGACAGGUAUCCAGUGCCACGGACGUAUCGGCGCAGCAUGCAGACAUUGGUUCUCACGACGACAUUCUCAGCCGUAGCCCACAAGAGACACCUUCCAAGAAAUCCGAAUCAACAACGUAUACCAUCGAUACGCAGCCACGUUCUCAAUCAGAGGCAUCCAAUUUCCGUAGCAUGAGCAGCCGGCCGCAUUCGCGCAAUGACGCCUUCAUGCAUCAGAGCAUCGACUCGCCGUUCCGUGUAUCAAACCAUCGUCGUACCCCAUACACUGACCCUGUGGACGUGCUGCCCGGCAAAGCACGCAAGCCUUACCCACGUUACAGCUCCCCCUAUCAGGAGCCGGCAGUCACUGUGCCUGGCAUCUUUGCACAGCUGAAGAGCGGUGCAUACAAAUGCCUGCAGCGAAACAAGAUUGACGUGCAAACCAUGAUAGCGCACAGUCCGCAGUGUGCUGUGUACGCCGGAAUUUGGAAAAAGGGAGCGAUUGACGUGCCCAUUGCCGUGAAGACGGUCUUUCCCAAGAAGGAGGGUGAAUAUAUGCCGUUUCUGCGUGAGGCAACCAUCCUUGGCCAGUUCAGUCAUCGCAACAUUGUCCAACUGUUUGGCGUGGUGAUGGACAAUAGCGGAAAAGCACCUCAGUUAAUCCUGGAGCUUAUGUCUGACACCCUAAUAAGCCAUCUCAAGUCACUCAGGCCUGUUGGAAACAACUUGCCAGAAGUUGCUGCAGAGCACUUGGGUGAGCAGCAGCUGAACAUGUGCCAUGACAUUGCAUCUGGAAUGGCCUACCUGGAAGCCAAGGGCUUUGUCCAUCGGGAUCUGCAAGCAAAGAAUGUCAUGAUUGGCUCCGACAGGGUCUGCAAGGUUGGCGACUUCAGCACGUGCAGGGAUAUGGGCGCACCGGACAGCAUUGCGUCAUCCAGAACACUGCAAGUCCCAGUCAAAUGGGCCGCACCUGAGGUGCUGAAACACUACAAAUUCAGUGCAUUCAGUGACGUGUGGAGCUAUGGACUACUGUUGUUUGAAAUCUGGUCACUUGGCUCAGAGCCCUAUGAUGACCUGGAUAGUGAGAAGGUCCUCGAGUAUGUCGAUAGCGGUAAUAGGCAGUCUGCACCAUCAAAGUGUCCCAUGGCCAUGUAUGAAAUCAUGAUGGACUGCUGGCAUCCGUAUUCAACGGAGCGGCCAUCAUUCUCACAGCUGGUACGCAUCCUGGAGAUGACUGAUAGAAAUAUCCUUCUCGGUCAGAUAUCCCAGCAAGUAGAUGACUGCGUCUAUGAUGAAGCCGAGGACGUCAAGGAUGAGGAUGACGACGAGGACGAGGAGCAUAAAAGGCUUACACCGGCCGAGCGUAUUCAGCGUCGCUACAAGCACUUUCAUCACGGCGAGCUGUCGCCGAAGUAUAUCGUGCCGGACGAGAAGCGUUCAACGCCGUUCUCACGCCAAGGAUCAGCAAAGCUCACCAGCCUGCCCAGGCAUAUGCUGGCUGAGCAGCUGAGCAACCACAGCCAAUGCUCCGUCGAGACAGGAUCAUCAUCAGUAACCUCAGUAUGACAAAACUCCAUAGCAUUCAUCUCUUUCACAGUCAGGUAGUAAUCGACCGGAUAGACAGAUAAGUUGUAAACAAAUAAUUCUUAAACCGUGACCAUACUUUUUGGUUUAGUUCGAUAAUACCCCUAAGCAUCUACGGCAUGAUUAAAAGUAAGUUUUGUAAUCCCGUAAAGCUAUGAACUGUUUGGCUUGUCUGAGCUUUUUUUGUAGACGUAAGUAAGGGUAUGUAAUUACUAACUGUGCUAUGUUUCAAUGUAUCUUGACUACGCCCACACUUUGAUUUUGAUGGUAACAAGAACUUUCUCUAAUGAAAUCGACUCUGCCUCUAAUUUUCAAUUCAAAUAUAAAAGUCGUUUCUAACCUAGCGCAGCUGUAUCUCUACGUGCAGUGUGCCCAAUGUUAAAUGCCUCACGAGCAAACCCUAUUUAUCUCCGAAUCAACUUUCAACAGUUAUUUUUUCUCUAACGGCCAAUUGUGCUGAGCUACAGACUGGCAAAUGCCCUCUCAAAAAUGA
Sycon ciliatum is the source of this 5179-nucleotide messenger RNA. RefSeq lists its product as uncharacterized. Gene Ontology annotation, cellular component: signaling receptor complex; plasma membrane. Gene Ontology annotation, molecular function: transmembrane receptor protein tyrosine kinase activity; ATP binding. Lineage: Eukaryota; Metazoa; Porifera; Calcarea; Leucosolenida; Sycettidae. Gene Ontology annotation, biological process: cell surface receptor protein tyrosine kinase signaling pathway; multicellular organism development; positive regulation of kinase activity. The transcript is spliced from 21 exons. Bases 760 to 4668 code for a protein of 1302 amino acids. The record is from RefSeq and is a predicted model, not a curated record.